Messenger RNA from Drosophila rhopaloa, 1500 nucleotides. RefSeq names its product calphotin. The coding region runs from base 118 to 1020 and encodes 300 amino acids. The transcript is spliced from 2 exons. NCBI's taxonomy places the organism in Eukaryota, Metazoa, Arthropoda, Insecta, Diptera, Drosophilidae. The record is from RefSeq and is a predicted model, not a curated record.
ACAACAUUCUUCGCCAGCGAUCAAAUGAGUCAGGAGUGAAAAGACCGCGAUCAGUUUACGUUUGAACUCCGAUUUAGCCAAAUAUAUUUUAUAGCUCCAGUUUUCCUUUAUCUUACCAUGUCCAGUCGCAAUCUGAUUAAGGUUUUUCUGCUAGUGGCGUUGCUCGGCUUGACUUUAGUGCCAUUUAGCCAAGCCCAUCCGAAAGGCGGUAAAAAACGUUCCCUCGGCAUGGGUCUUAUGGGUGGAGCUCUAGCUGGUUAUGUUUUAGGCAACGCCAUGGGCAAGCACCAGCCGGCUCCAGCAGCUGCUCCUGCUGCUCCCGUUGCCCAGGUGCAUCACUACUAUCCGGCAGCUGCUCCCAUUCCCCCUGCUCCCAUUGCUGUGGCGGCGCCAGCCCAUCCAGAUCCCAAGAAGAUGACCAUCAUCGAAACCGGAGCCCCUGCAGCCAAUGGUUGCUAUAAGCAAACUGUCCGAGAACCCGAUCCAAAUAAUCCCAAGGUAUAUACGGAGACGGAGCAUCUGAUAUGUCCCACGCUCCAGCAGGCAAAUCAGCCAGCUCCUGCGAUAGCUAGUGCUCCAAGUGCUGGCCACGUGCCGGUGAUGCCCCAGCCCUUCCCGGUGAUCUCCGCUCCGGUGGACGGUCCUCCAGCUCCAGUUGCUCCACCUGCUGCUGCUCCAGUUGCUGCACCUGCAGCUGCUCCUGUUGAUCCCGCUGCAGUGGCUCCAGGGGUGCAGGUGUCUGCUCCAGUCGCAGCUCCAGUUGCAGCUCCAGCUGCAGUUGCUCCUUCUCCAAUCGCUCCAGCAGUCGUCCACCACGCUGCAGUAUCAGUGGCAAUGCAAGCUCCGGUUCCGGUUGUCCCCGCAGUUCAGGCCACUCAAGGACCGCCCCAGGUCAUCCUGCUCUCCAAGAAAACUGUGUACUACCCCAAAAAGUCAUCCGCCGCAGCAACACUCAACAUUCCGCAGGGAGUACUGCUUAUCUUAGUAAUCUUUUACAGCAUUAAAGCCAUAAUAUUAUAAAUUAAGUAAUUUCAAAUACGUAGACUUAAGUUCUUUCAAUUAACUUCCUUUUUUAAAAACUUAAAAAAAAAACUUAAAAAAUCAAAACUAGAUUGUCUUGUUAAAAAUUUUGUAUGCUGGACAUUUUCUAUUGAUUUACAUGUUAGCGUUUAACAUUACUACCUCAUUAAAAUGAGUUUUUGUUCAAUCAGAAAUAUAUAUUAUAUAACAAGCUUAAUAUGGCAAAUUACUAUCCCACUAGUUUAUAUUGUUAAUACAAAAAACUUCAGCAUGACAAACAUAUUUUUGAAUCAUAUUGAUAUUCAAAUAUAUGCUUGUUAAUAGAGAUUUUUUAUACGAAUACAAUAUGAAUUAAACAUUUCUUACAAUCUACGUAACCUUUGAAGAAUUAUAAGCAAUAUUGGCGAAGAAACUAAUGUUUUUUUUUAUUAUGACCAUAUGUGCCUUUUUGUCUCCUUAAAAUACAAAAUACAAAAAUGG